UGCUGGAGGGAGACAACUGCGUCUUCGAUGGGAUGAUUUAUCGCAACGGGGAGACCUUCCAGCCCAGCUGCAAGUACCAGUGCACCUGCCGAGACGGACAGAUCGGCUGUCUGCCCCGCUGUAACCUGGACCUGCUGCUCCCCGGCCCCGACUGUCCUUUCCCCAGGAAAAUAGAAGUUCCUGGAGAGUGCUGUGAGAAGUGGAUCUGUGACCCUAAAGAUGAACAAGUUGCAGUCCAAGGCUCCUUAAAAGCCUACAGACAAGAUGCCACACUCGGGAUCGAUGUGUUGGAUUCAAGUGCCAAUUGUAUUGAGCAGACAACAGAAUGGAGUGCUUGUUCCAAAAGCUGUGGAAUGGGCUUUUCCACCCGUGUUACCAACAGAAAUCAACAGUGUGAAAUGGUGAAGCAGACACGGCUUUGCAUGAUAAGACCUUGUGAAAAUGAAGAACCAUCUGAUAAGAAAGGGAAGAAAUGUAUCCGAACAAAGAAGUCCCUGAAAACUGUUCGCUUUGAGUACAAGAACUGCACUAGUGUGCAGACAUACAAACCUCGUUACUGUGGCCUCUGCAAUGAUGGGCGAUGCUGCACCCCACACAACACCAAAACAAUUCAAGUUGAGUUCCGCUGUCCGCAGGGCAAAUUCCUAAAAAAACCAAUGAUGUUGAUCAACACCUGUGUCUGUCAUAAUAACUGUCCUCAGAGUAACAAUGCUUUCUUCCAGCUGUUAGAUCCAACAUCUAGUGAAGCAAAAAUAUGAAAAGCAUAAACUAGGUAGCGCAAAAGGUAUAGUUUAUACAGAACUUGACCCACAAUCAGGUGAAUGUAACAAUUGCAUAUGUAAAAUAUCUAAGAUGUUUUCAAAACUGUCUAGGUGCUUUGUUUUUUCCUAUAGUUUAUUAAAUACCUCAUUUUACAUUUCCCCCCUUGAAAUGUCUUUUAUUCACUUGAAGGAAAUUUUUUACUUUAGAUAGAGUCUUCUUUUUUUCUUGACGGUGGCAUAAAGAUUACAAAACAAACAGCUAGUCUUUCUCCUUGAGUUAAGGGGAUCAUGCCAUGAGCUUCAGUAGCUUUUAAGACUGGGCUCUUUAAGAGUAAAUGGAUUCCUUGGGGAAUGCAUAAUACCAUAUCACAUAAGCUUCCAGGUUCUUAACUUCACUUUGCAAAAUGCAUAUAGACACUUAAGCAGUGUUCUUUUUCCAUUC
Messenger RNA from Phaethon lepturus (White-tailed tropicbird), 1203 nucleotides. RefSeq names its product nephroblastoma overexpressed (gene CCN3). The annotation marks the transcript as partial. Gene Ontology annotation, biological process: cell adhesion; signal transduction. NCBI's taxonomy places the organism in Eukaryota, Metazoa, Chordata, Aves, Phaethontiformes, Phaethontidae. Gene Ontology annotation, molecular function: heparin binding; integrin binding. Gene Ontology annotation, cellular component: extracellular matrix. The record is from RefSeq and is a predicted model, not a curated record. The transcript has 4 exons.